Dromiciops gliroides (monito del monte) is the source of this 7289-nucleotide messenger RNA. It is a transcript of the gene LRIG2, whose product is annotated as leucine rich repeats and immunoglobulin like domains 2. Gene Ontology annotation, molecular function: protein binding. The record is from RefSeq and is a predicted model, not a curated record. The transcript has 18 exons. Lineage: Eukaryota; Metazoa; Chordata; Mammalia; Microbiotheria; Microbiotheriidae. The coding region runs from base 134 to 3325 and encodes 1063 amino acids.
GUCGCCGCCGCACGCAGCGCCCCUCCCCCUCGCCCCGUGCAGGCCGCAGCCGGGGCCUCUAGUGAAUCGCGCGGCCGUUCUAGGUCCCCCGGGAGCCGUGUUAGCCAGAGGCCCUGCCCACGUCGGGGGGAAGAUGGCGGCUUCGCCCCAGCCCAGCCCGUGGGAGCCGCUCGUGGCCGUGCUAGUGCUGGGGCCGCUGCUCCGGCUCCUCCUCCUCUCCCAGACCGCCCUGCUCCUGCUGCCCGCCGCCACCGCCGUGGCCCGGCCGGGCCUCUGCCCCGCGCCCUGCUCCUGUCCUCUCCCGUUGCUCGACUGCAGCUGGAGGAAGCUGCUGCCCGCGCCGGGCUGGAGGGCGCUCUUGGGCCCACUGCCCCCCGGCACCACCAGCCUGGAUUUGAGUCAUAAUCGGCUAUCUAACUGGAACAUCAGCUUGGACUCAAAGGUGUUACAGGAAGUGAAAAUGAAUUAUAAUGAGUUAACAGAAAUUCCAUAUUUUGGAGAACCAACUUCUAACAUCACUCUCCUUUCAUUAGUACACAAUGUAAUUCCAGAAGUGAGUUCAGAACAGCUCCAGUUUUACCUUUCCCUGGAGACGCUGGAUCUCAGCUCAAACAUUAUCUCAGAAAUCAAGGCAUCCUCAUUUCCUAGAAUGCAACUGAAAUAUCUGAAUCUGAGUAAUAACAGGAUAGCCACCUUGGAAGCUGGCUGCUUUGAUAAUUUGUCCAGUUCUUUAGUAGUGGUCAAGUUAAAUAGAAACAGAAUUAGCAUGAUCCCACCUAAGAUCUUUAAGCUGCCUCAUCUUCAGUUUUUAGAACUUAAAAGAAACAGGAUUAAAACUGUGGAAAGUCUUACAUUCCAAGGACUUGAUUCCUUAAAAUCUUUGAAAAUGCAACGGAAUGGAAUUAGCAGACUUAUGGAUGGAGCUUUCUUUGGCUUGGUUAACAUGGAAGAAUUAGAACUGGAGCACAAUAACCUAAUAGAAGUGAACAAGGGCUGGCUCUAUGGCUUGAGGACAUUACAACAGCUCUAUGUCAGCCAGAAUGCUAUUGACAGAAUCAGCCCUGAUGCCUGGGAGUUCUGCCAGCAGCUGUCUGAACUUGACUUGUCCUAUAAUCAAUUAACUCGCCUGGAUGAAUCUGCUUUUGUGGGUCUCAGCUUACUGGAGAAGUUGAAUUUAGGGGACAACAGGGUCACUCACCUUGCUGAUGGGGUUUUUAAAGACCUUUCAAAUCUUCAGACACUAGAUUUACGGAACAAUGAGAUCUCCUGGGCCAUAGAAGACUCAAGUGAAGCAUUUGUAGGACUCAGCAAACUCACUAAAUUAAUCUUACAAGGAAACCAUAUUAAGUCGGUUACAAAGAAGGCAUUCAUCGGUCUUGAAGCCCUUGAGCAUCUAGACUUAAACAAUAAUGCUAUAAUGUCUAUCCAAGAAAAUGCUUUUGCUCAGACACAUCUAAAAGAACUGAUGUUGAACACCAGCAGUUUGCUCUGUGAUUGCCAGCUGAAGUGGCUGCUUCAGUGGCUAGUGGACAGUCACUUAGAACAGGCUGUGAAUGUGAGUUGUGCUCAUCCUGAAUGGCUAGCUGGGCAGAGCAUCCUCAAUGUGGAUCCCAAAGACUUUGUCUGCGAUGAUUUUCCUAAGCCCCAGAUAAGGACACACCCAGAGACCACGAUUGCUUUAAAAGGAGUCAAUGUGACCCUUACAUGCACUGCAGUGAGCAGCAGUGACUCUCCAAUGUCAACUGCCUGGAGAAAGGACAGUGAAAUCCUGUAUGAUGCAGACAUUGAGAAUUUUGCUCGCUAUCGGCAGCAAGGUGCAGAAGCUUUGGAGUACACAACUGUGCUACAUCUUUUCAAUGUGAAUUUCACAGAUGAAGGAAAAUAUCAGUGCAUUGUUACAAAUCACUUUGGUUCUAAUUAUUCUCAUAAAGCCCGAUUAACUGUGAAUGAGCUUCCAUCAUUUCUGAAGACCCCAAUGGACCUCACGAUCCGUACUGGAGCCAUGGCCAGGCUGGAGUGUGCUGCGGAAGGCCACCCUGCACCUCAGAUUUCCUGGCAGAAAGAUGGUGGCACAGACUUCCCUGCAGCACGAGAAAGGCGCAUGCACGUCAUGCCUGAGGAUGAUGUCUUCUUCAUUGCCAAUGUGAAGAUAGAAGACAUGGGAAUAUAUAGCUGCAUGGCACAAAAUGUUGCAGGUGGUCUCUCAGCGAAUGCCACGUUAACUGUGUUAGAAACACCUUCUUUUAUUAGACCUCUGGAGGACAGAACUGUCACUCGAGGUGAGACAGCUGUCUUGCAGUGCAUCGCUGGAGGAAGUCCAGCCCCUCGCCUCAACUGGACAAAAGAUGAUGGUCCUCUGAUGGUGACCGAGAGACACUUCUUUGCAGCAGCCAAUCAGCUUCUCAUCAUUGUAGAUGCUGGACUAGAAGAUGCCGGAAAAUAUACCUGUAUCAUGUCCAACACCUUGGGGACAGAACGGGGCCACAUUUACUUAAAUGUAAUCUCUUCCUCCAAUUGUGACUCCUCCCAGAGUAGCAUUGGGCAUGAGGAUGACGGCUGGACUACAGUUGGCAUUGUUAUCAUUGUGGUGGUGUGCUGCGUUGUAGGUACCUCUCUGAUUUGGGUCAUUGUUAUCUAUCAUAUGAGAAGGAAAAAUGAAGACUACAGCAUCACCAAUACAGAAGAACUGAAUCUGCCUGCUGACAUCCCCAGCUACCUGUCUUCUCAGGGGACGCUGUCUGAACCCCAAGAAGGAUAUAGCAACUCUGAGGCCGGCAGUCACCAGCAGCUCAUGCCGCCUGCGAGUGGAUACAUGCACAAAGGCCCGGAAGGUGGCGGUGGCAGCCGGGUGAUCUGCUCGGAUUGUUAUGACAAUGCCAACAUCUACUCCAGGACUAGAGAAUAUUGUCCAUAUACCUAUAUCACUGAAGAGGAUGGUCUGGACCAAGCGCUGUCCAGCCUCAUUGUUCAGAUGCCCCAAGAGGCUUGUUUGGCACAUCCUUCCCCAGAAGCCUCAGGAGACAGAGAUGUGUCCAUCUUCCUCACCAACCACGACAGGAUAAAUGAGAAGGCACUUGCAUCCACACAGAUGAGCAGUGAAACAUCACAGCGACCAUUAUGGGGCAUAAACAAAGAACUAGGACUCCCACAAUCUCACUUUUCCCAGCAGCCAGUCCUUGAGUCACCAGGACUUCUCCAAAAUGAGAGCCUGACAGAAAGUGAUGAGGACCAUUCUGCUUCUCCCAGACCCUGUCACAGGCUACAAGACCACACCUUUGACUUCAGCAGGACUCAGAACAUACAAGAUGGCAGUGAAACUACAUGAAACAUGCUCCACGCAGACUGGCAUGUGGGCACACACUCCAGUCCCCAACUGUGUAUGUACUACCUCAGAGCUCAGAGGAAACCCCGAGGUUCACCUUUGCUUUCCUGUCAUGUUUACAAGGACAACUGAGUGGGCCGUGUGAGCUGGUCACUGCAGAGGAGGGAGGAAGAGUCCAACUUGCUCCUCUCUGAGGUCACAGCUGAUCAGGAGAGGGCCUAAGUACAUGACUGAUACAACAACCAUUUCUCCUGGGCCCAGCUGGACCUGUCCAGGUUUGCAGUUGGAAGAGGUCGGAAGAAUGUGAUUGCUGCUUACUCUCUGGAGAGAGCUUGGCUAAUUUACUUGGUCUUCUGAGAAGCCCUUCUAAAAGUGUACACUAAGUUUUUCUGUAACCAUAAGCCUCCCUUUGAGUUGGUGCUUUCUUUUUCCUGGCGACAAACAAAUCACAUCCUUGUUUUGCCAUAUUGGUACCAAGUUUAGGGCUUUGCAUUUUAAGUUUUUUGUCCCUGUCGGACUGGGACAGCAGUUGUAAAUACAUUUUCACUUAUAAAUAUUUUUUGUAUUCACUACAUGUAAAAUGUCAGCUUAAUGUAAAUAUUUUUUUAAUAUGCCAAAAUUAUGUAAUAUUCUGUGUUAUUUUGACAGCUGCUUAGUAGACCAGAAAUGGCUUUUGUAAAACUUGGAAAGUUUAAAGAAUUUGCAUUGAAAACUUCUUACUGAUUGAGAAGUCUGUGUGUGUAAAUAGGGUACCUUGUGAUACUUCACACAUAGAUUGCCAUCCUGGUGUGACCAACACUUUCUGUAUUCUUUUCAUUGGCAGAGAUUCACACUUUUUUGUUUUCUUCUGUGAACUGAUUACUUGUCCUCUUAUUCCCUUUAUUUUGUAAACCUCAGGUGGUACUGUGCUUUUGAUCCAAAGGGACUUGUUUUGUUCUACUAGCCAUAUUUACAUGUGGAGCUGAGGGAACAACCUAUUUCACCAAAGACAUUCCUUUCAAAAUAGAGAAUGAUUUUUUAAAAAAACAAAAAUGUGCUACAUGUAGAUAAAGCUUUAUCUUAUGUGUAGAGUGAUAAGUCCAAGGAAGCUGUCAAUGGAGAAACUAUUGCUCUGUGAGGUCUUUGGCUCAUUGUUUGUGUAAAUGAUAUUUAAGGCAGAUGAACUUUCCCCACCAAAUGAUGAUUCUGGUUACUAAACAUUUUGUUUGUAAGGUAGUGACUUUAAGUGGACAAAGAAAAAUAAUGUUACAUAUUUCUUUUUUCUCUUAAAGUUUUCCUUACAGCUUCUAAGUCUAUUCUUAUGGUCAAAUUCAGUACCCAAACCCAAUUAUGAUUUGAGCCAUUUAAAAGGAGGUCAGUCACUAAUUAUCUUACUAAAACUUUCUUAUUUAAUGUACUUCUCAAGAAGAUCUAGAUUGCCCCAGAGACUUCCAAGCUGUCCACCAGUGAUUUCAGUUAAGUUUCAUUGAUUCAUUUUUAAUUCCUGUUUCCCUUAUCCCACCAGCACUUUCUUGAUGAGAUAACACUGCCUUUCCCUUGUUACUUCCUUUCUUCGCUAACACAGACCAACAAGUGGACCCUUUUACUUAGGAUCACCUUUCAAAAACAUCUCUUCAUUUAAAAAAAUUUUGAAAGACAGACCUACUCUUUAUCCCUCCCUUUCUUGCCCCUCUCGUUACAAUAUGAGCCACUUCGAAAGGCUCCCUUCCUGGUCCAAGAAAGACCAACUCUUCAUGAAAGAAAGCUUCUUUCAUAGAACACCUUAGGUUAGAAUGAAGGAAGAGGCUUGCUUUAUGGCGCUCCUUAGACCAACAUAUCUGACUCCCUUCCUCCGUGGCAGGAAUGAUGGCAUGGUAACGAGCCAGAAAGAGUGGGGAAAGAACUCUGUCCCUUGUUAGCCAAAGUGAUGGCACACGGCUUAUCCAUUCCUUACCUAUAUUUCCCCAUUCAGUGAUUCGUUGCUAUCCUUAGCACCUCCUAACUGGUCAGCCUAAAACGUUUGCACUCUGUUUCUGGGAUCCUUAGAUCUCUUCAGCAACUUUUUUUAAAGCGAAGAUUAUUUUUUUAUUUUUUCCAAUUACAUGUAAAAACCAUUUUUAACAUUAGUUUUUUAAAAUUUGAGCUCAACAUUCUCUCUCCUCUCCUUGAAAAGGCAAGCAGUUUGAUACAGAAUCAUCCAAAGCCUAUUUCCAGAUUAGCCGCGUUGGGAAAGAAAACACAAGAAAGAGAAAAAGAGAGUUUAAAAAAAAAUACACUUAGGUCUGUGUUCAGACUUCGUCAGUUCUUUCUCCGGAAGUGGAUAGCAUUUCUCAUUCUCUUGGAGUACUGUAACGCUGAGAAUAGCCAAGUCAUUCACAGUUGAUCAUGGUACAGCAUUGCUGUUGCUAUGUACAGUGCUUUUCUGGUUCUGCUCUUUUCACUUUGCAUCAGUUCGUGUAAGUCUUCCCAGGUUUUUCUUCUUCAGUACCUUUUGGUGGAUCUGGAGAAGGGGCAAAGCUAGCUAAAUUCUAAAAAGAAGUGAAUUUGAACAACCGAAUGACUCAAUGCUUGCCCCAGGAACGGGCAUUACUGAGGCUUCUUUGUACAUACAUUUUUGACCCAGCGACAGUACUAAUGUUCCGGUAGCAAUUUAACCACACAGUUCAAACAAAUUUAGUGGCCCUACAGUGUUUGUUCUAAAUAGUGUAAUGUCUACCUAAUGCUAAUAUAACAGACAUCCUUGCUUAGCUCCCAGGCAAACUGAAAUGCUCAGGGUUGUAUUUUUCUGAUCUCUGCAUUUCAGCAGGGAUAGGCAAGUAUUCCUAAUUCAUCCAUUUGUGUCUCUUGACCGAUUGAUUACCUAAUUUCACCUGAAAAAAUAAGCAUUAUUUUUCUUAGUUACCCAAGGCUUACUGUACCAUAGACUUUUAGGCCGAGCUGAGCUUUUUUACCUUCCUGUUACAAAUCACCUUUCUGGAGUGCUAUCCUCAGUGUAUUUAUUUCAUUUAUAUCAUUUCAGAAUAGGUAAUUAACCUGUACAAGAUCAAUUACUUCCAUAUGUCACUUGGAAGAUGAAAAGGAACCUCAGGAUGUUGGCAGUUCAGACUCUAUUCCAAUCUACCAAAAAGUGUUGGGGGAGGGGAAUUAGUUACAGUAUCAGAAGCAGUAAGUGACAGGUUUAGUGCAGGAAGAGACUUCAUGUCAGUCUACCCACUUACAGAUGAAGAAAAUGAGUCCCAAAGAGAUUGUGAAUUGCCCAAGGUCACAUAGGUAACUAAGCAGAAAUUUGAACCCAGAUCCUAUGGAUGCAAAUUCAGCAGAAACCAAUUCACUGUAAGGAAAAAGGGUUUUUUUUGUCAUUUGUUUUAAAGAUGGAGUGGCCUUCCUCACAAAGUAGUGAGAAAUUGUUCAAGUAAAGGCUCAGUGACACGCUAUUAGUGAAAUUAUAGAAGACAUUCCUACAUUAGGAAGGAGCUUUGACAUAGGUGACCUUCGAGGUCCUUUCCAGUUAUGAUUUCUGUGAAAUUCCCACAUUUCCAGGGGAUUUUGAAAAUCCCACCAUUUUCUUGUUUUCCCACAUGGAUUUUGCCCGAUAUAAAACCAUGGCUUGGAUCCUUUAUUUUUUUCCUGUUAAGUAUCUUAGUCUUUAUCCACAAAAUGUGAGUAAGCGGAAAGAUUUGGCAUUAAGGGCACAAGGUUCAGAUUUUGAGCCCUGCUGUUUCCUGUCGUUGUAACCUAGGACGAGUCAUUUAAUUUCUCUUGUUUUUUCAUCUAUAGAAUAGCAAGCCUGACUAGGUAAGCUCUAAGGUCUAAAUCCUAUGAGUCUCCAGAAAAUGUGACAUUGGUGGGGAAAGUAGAAUUAAGAGCCUAGCACAACUUUAAAGCACAUACGGAUCAUGUGUUAUAUGGGUCCCAUGCUGCUCCUUGAGCUAAAAGGAACCUUAGAGGUCACCUAAUCCAACCACCUGCUGGGGAAAUGAAAACCCUC